CCGAUCUGCCUCGGCUGUCUCCCAUCUGCGGCCUGUCUCCAUCGCUCCUUUCUGCCACGCCUGCUUCAACCGAAACGAUGGCAGAAUCAACCCUGAUCCAGGAGGACCUCGCUCGCUUCGACCUGCUCACCAUCCUGAUCACAAAUGACGCCUUCAUUCACACUGCGAGUCCACCCUUGCUCACCAAGCUUCUGAGAGUCUCGAAGCAGACUCGGGCCAUCCUCGAUACCGACAAAAUAUGGGUGCAGGUAUCGCUUGCCGACUUGCAAAUCACACCUGAAUUCCUGUUCGACGGUGUCGAUCCCUCCAUCGAUCGGUUAAAAGUGGCCCAAGGGCUCCUCUGCUAUGCACUUCGCCAGAAUCAGCACAAGCCAACCAACUCAUCGAUGCUGGAGAAGGAGAACGAGUUCUGGUCCGAAGUCUAUCGAGACGAACAGCUGUUUAGCCGAGUGCAACGCUUCUGUCAAGUGACCGAUCCAGAGUUCCGCUUUCCUGAGGACGCAAGACCAAACAGUUCCAAGCAGCCAUCCGUCGAGGAGAUGAUCACCAUCGCUGAGAGUCAAAAUUUUCGCUCCCAGUGGCCAAUAGUGGUCGAAGGAGCGUACAGUGUCACCAUUCGACCCAACCAGAGCAGAGACAGAAACACCUAUGUUUCCAGGCUUUUGCCAUUCGACAUCCCAUGGAUCGACGGCGCAAACAAACGGGAGCUGAUAAUCGAGGAUGUGUCAUUUCUGGAAGUGUCUGGAUGGCCCAAGACACUCUCCGAUAUUUCAAAUCUGGCGAUCGAGCAUAGAGACUGGAAUCAAGUGGCUGGUUCGCUGAUCAGCUUGGAAGGCAUGCCGAGGGUCCUGCCCAUGCUUACAAGGCUCGAUAUGAAUAGAUGCAGUGAGCUGGCAUCACUCAAGGGAAUGCCUGAGAUGCCCAAGUUGAAGUCACUUCAGCUUCCCGAGUCCAUCAAGUCCCUUGAAGGCACGCCGAAGGAGUUGUCCAUGCUUACGAGGCUCGAUCUGAGUGAAUGCAGUGAACUCAAAUCGCUCAAGGGAAUGCCUGAGAUGCCAAAGCUGGAGAAACUUUGGCUCCCCAAGUCCAUUGAGUCCCUUGAAGGCAUGCCAAAGGAGCUGCCCAUGCUAGCACAGCUCGACCUGUGGAGGUACAGUGAACUCAAGUCGCUCAAAGGACUGCCCGAGAUGCCGAAUUUGAAGAAACUUGAACUCCCCAAGUCCAUCGAGUCCCUUGAAGAUGUCCCUAAGAAGGUGCUGCCAAUGCUCACACUGCUCGACCUGCGUGAAUGCAGUGAGCUCAAGUCGCUCAAGGGAAUGCCUGAGAUGCCAAAGUUGGAGAAACUUUGGCUCCCCAAGUCCAUCGAAUCCCUUGAAGACAUGCCGAACGAGCUGCCCAUGCUUGAAAGGCUCAGCUUGAAAGAAUGUAACCAAUUGAAAUCGCUCGAGGAAAUAUCCGAGAUGCCACAUCUGAAAGCGCUUGUGCUCCCCAAGUCCAUUGAGUCCUUGGAAGGCAUGCCAAACGAGCUGCCUCGCCUGACAUGGUUCGACCUGAGUGAAUGCAGUGAACUCAAGUCGCUCAAGGGAAUGCCUGAGAUGCCAAAGUUGGUGACGCUAAAGCUCCCCAAGUCCGCCGAGUCCCUUGGAGGCUUGCCGAGGGAACUGCCUUCGCUAAAGCUCCUCACAUCCCCAUGAUCUAUUGGACUCGCGUCUCUUGGUUGGCCGUCAGCGGUGCCGAUGUUGCUUGAGCUCGACAUUCCAACCGGCAUUGAGGCCCUCGUCGAUGUUCCCGAGGAGCCUCCGUCCUCACCAAGCUCACAAUCUCCUCGCGCAAACCCCACACCAUUGAGCCAACUCCCAAGGAUGCCAAAGCUCAAUCAUCUCGUCCUCUCAAGUCAAUUUGUGAGCCUGGCCGAUCUGCAUGUAAAUCAA
This is a messenger RNA of Polychytrium aggregatum, 1931 nucleotides long. RefSeq lists its product as uncharacterized. Lineage: Eukaryota; Fungi; Chytridiomycota; Chytridiomycetes; Polychytriales. The transcript has a single exon. The coding region runs from base 78 to 1694 and encodes 538 amino acids. The record is from RefSeq and is a predicted model, not a curated record.